This is a messenger RNA of Setaria italica (foxtail millet), 1252 nucleotides long. Its product is annotated as peroxidase 15. The record is from RefSeq and is a predicted model, not a curated record. Lineage: Eukaryota; Viridiplantae; Streptophyta; Magnoliopsida; Poales; Poaceae. The coding region runs from base 137 to 1093 and encodes 318 amino acids. The transcript has 3 exons. Gene Ontology annotation, molecular function: heme binding; peroxidase activity. Gene Ontology annotation, biological process: response to oxidative stress; hydrogen peroxide catabolic process.
CCAUCUCUGGCUGCUCUACACGCACUUGCAACGAGCGCCAUCGCCAGAGCUUGUGAGUACAAGCGGCUAGCCUCUUCAGUCUUCAGUGAUCAGGCAGCAACGACUCAGAGCCCUACACGUGCACACACACGCAUCCAUGGCGGCCGCUUCCUCUCGCUCCGCUUCUCUUGGGCUGCUGGUAGCCGCGCACUGCGCCCUCCUCCUCGCCUUGGCUGGCGGCGCUAGUGCCGGUGGCGUGGCGCUGAGCUCCACGUUCUACGACGCGUCGUGCCCCACCGCCUACGACGUCGUCCGGCGCGUCAUCCAGAACGCGCGCGUCUCAGACCCGCGCAUCCCGGCCAGCCUCAUCCGCCUCCACUUUCACGACUGCUUCGUCCAGGGCUGCGACGGCUCGCUCCUCCUUGACGACGACCUCCCGACGAUCCAGACCGAGAAGAACGUGCUUGCCAACAACAACUCGGCGCGCGGCUUUCCCGUGGUCGACGACAUCAAGGCCGCGCUGGAGCACGCGUGUCCCGGCAUCGUCUCCUGCGCUGAUAUCCUCGCCCUAGCGGCUGAGAUCUCCGUCGAACUCGCAGGAGGGCCACGAUGGAGCGGGCUGCUCGGCCGGCGAGACGGCACGACGACCAACGUCGAGAGCGCCAACAACCUCCCGAGCCCUUUCGACUCCCUGAACGUUCUCCAGGAGAAGUUCAGAAACUUCAACCUCGACGACACUGACCUCGUCGCCCUCCAAGGAGCGCACACGUUCGGCAAAGUGCAGUGCCAGUUCACGCGGGAGAACUGCACGGCCGGGCAGCGUGAGGGUGACCUGAAGAACCUGGAUCAGGUCACACCCGACCUGUUCGACAACAAGUAUUACGGCAACCUGUUGGAGGGCCGCGCCCAGCUCCCCUCCGACGAGGUCAUGCUGUCCGACCCCACCGCGGCGGCAACCACCGCUCCCGUUGUUCAGCGGUUCGCAGGCAACCAACAGGAUUUCUUCAGGAACUUCGCGGCGUCCAUGAUUAAGAUGGGCAACAUCAGCCCCUUAACAGGGAAGGAUGGAGAGAUCAGGAAGAACUGCCGGAGAGUCAAUAGCAGAGGGUACUGAAGAAGGCUCUGGUUCAAAUCGAUUGGUUUCUCUCCUUUUUUCUUGAACCAAUUGUAGGAUGAUUCAUGUGUAGUUUUUGUGUUUUCUCAUUUCCUUUCUGAAUGUGAAAAUGUAUUACACCUAUGCAUGCUCAUUUCAAGAGAAUUUGAUUUUGUGUGA